Molecule: messenger RNA, 1983 nt
Organism: Jaculus jaculus (lesser Egyptian jerboa)
Lineage: Eukaryota; Metazoa; Chordata; Mammalia; Rodentia; Dipodidae
Gene: Mcat
Product: malonyl-CoA-acyl carrier protein transacylase
Exons: 4
Coding region: 1-1161 (386 amino acids)
Molecular function (GO): transferase activity
Source: RefSeq, a predicted model, not a curated record
AUGAGCAGCCGGCUCUCCCGGGCCGCUGGCGCCUGGGGCGUCAGGUGUCUCCGGAGCGCCUCAGGCUUCCGCGUGCCUCGGCCGCCGGGCGUCGUGGACGUGGCGGAGCUGCUGCGAGACGCGACAUCCGCGGGAGAAGAGCCGUGCGCGGCGCGGCGCGAGCCAAGCCAGUGCUCGGUGCUGCUCUUCCCCGGCCAGGGCAGCCAGGUGGUGGGCAUGGGCCGCGGCCUGCUCGGUUACCCGCGCGUCCGCGAGCUCUACGAGGCCGCCCGCCGAGUGCUCGGCUACGACCUGCUGGAGCUGAGCCUGAACGGGCCGCAGGAGGACCUGGACCGCACGGUGCACUGCCAGCCCGCCGUCUUCGUGGCUUCGCUGGCCGCCGUGGAGAAACUGCAUCACCUGCAACCCGCGGUCAUUGAGAACUGUGUUGCUGCGGCUGGAUUCAGUGUGGGAGAAUUUGCAGCCCUAGUAUUUGCUGGAGCCAUGGAAUUUUCUGAAGGUCUGUAUGCAGUGAAGGUCCGAGCUGAAGCCAUGCAGGAAGCUUCCGAAGCUGUCCCCAGUGGGAUGCUGUCUGUCCUCGGCCAGAGUCAGUCCAAGUUCUCCUUUGCCUGUCUGGAAGCUCGAGAACACUGCCAGUCUUUGGGCAUUGAGAACCCCGUGUGCGUGGUGUCCAGCUACCUCUCUCCUGAUUGCAGGGUGAUCGCAGGACACCUCGAGGCUCUGCAGUUUCUCCGAAAGAAUUCUGCUAAGUAUCACUUCAGACGCACCAAAAUGCUGCCGGUGAGUGGGGCCUUCCAUACCCGCCUCAUGGAGCCGGCCGUGGGGCCCCUGGCACAAGUUCUAAGCGAGAUUGACAUCAAGAAGCCUCUGGUUGCUGUCCACUCUAACAUCAAUGGGAACAGGUACGUGCAUCCCCAGAACAUCCGGCAACUGCUGGAGAAGCAGGUGGUCUCGCCAGUGAAGUGGGAGCAGACAAUGCAUGCCAUCUAUGAGAGGAAGAAGGGCACCGACUUCCCCCGGACGUUUGAAGUGGGCCCCGGGAAGCAGCUGGGAAGCAUCUUGAGGAGCUGUAACCUGCAGGCUUGGAAGUCCUACAGCCACGUGGACGUGAUGCAAGCCAGUGACCACCCAGACCUGGACCCCACAGAGUCUCUGCGGUGACCACUGAGGGGCACAAGGCGUGGCCCCAGCCUGUGGAGCCUCUGGGGUAUUGGUGAAAUGCUGUCAGUGCCACAGUCUGUGACCCCGCCUACUUCUCCCCUUUGGCAAAAUGUUUGGAGGAAAAACAGCUCCCGUGUGGGUUAGGUGACAAGCCUGCAUGGCAUUCUGGCUCCAGCCAGUCCAGACCCUCAGUGAGCCCGGGAAGGGCUAGCCUGGGGUAGCCUUGUGCCUGGCAUGUGGGGGAUGUGCACACAUUGCUUGGCCUCAAGCUGAGACUGUGCCAGAGUGGCUCCUCCACUGCCUUUUGGCCACCCUGGGACGGUCUCAGUGCCUUUGUCCCCAAAUGUGGGCCCAGUGGGCCUUGGCAGCCACUCUAUCCUCUUUACUUGAUGGCUGGGAGAUUGAGUUCUGUAUUCCAUGUGUACCCAAGAAGUAGAGCAGGUGGUCUCUCUCUGCAUGGGUAGAAAGUGGUCCUGGAGCAUGGUGUGAGUGUGAGUAUGUCUGGGCAUGAAGGAUGGUGGGGCCCAGCUCCCAUGGAGAGAGACGCCCAAGUCAUCCAUGGGAUGGUGGUCUGCGUACAGCCGGGGGCAGCCUUGGUCUCCCUCAGAACGCACCUCCUCUGCUCAUAGCUGGAGUGGUCAGGGCUCCCAGAAGGACGCUGAUCCUUGUACCAGUAUUCCCUGUGAGCCAUUCUGAGUAUGUGCUUGGUUUGCUCCUUUCUCAGCUACCUUUGGAGUGAAACCUCUUGAGUCUGUCUUAUAAUAUCACAAUGCUAGGUAGUCCCACAGCAAGUCCUUUCAAAUAACAGCCUUUGAGCAGACC